CCCUUCAUCGGCUACAAGGAACGGCCGGAGACGUCCGACCACAGCUUGCCGCCCCUCAAUAACUUCUCGGUAGCUGAGUGCCAGCUGAUGAAGACGGAGCGGCCUCGGCCCAACACGUUCGUCAUCCGAUGCUUGCAGUGGACGACGGUCAUCGAGCGGACCUUCCACGUGGACUCUCCCGAAGACGAGGAGUGGAUGCGAGCCAUCCAGACGGUAGCGAACAGCCUGAAGAACCAGGAAGCGGAGGCGGACGCCAUGGAUUACAAGUGCGGAUCCCCCAGUGACGGCACCAGCGCCGAGGAGAUGGAGGUGGCUGUCAGCAAAACCCGCGCCAAGGCUACCAUGAACGAUUUUGAUUACCUGAAGCUCCUGGGAAAGGGCACCUUUGGCAAAGUCAUUUUGGUGCGGGAAAAGGCCACCGGCCGCUAUUAUGCCAUGAAAAUCCUACGGAAGGAGGUCAUCAUCGCAAAAGAUGAGGUGGCGCACACUGUUACGGAGAGCCGGGUGCUGCAGAACACCAGGCACCCCUUUCUCACCGCACUGAAAUACGCCUUUCAGACCAACGACCGGCUGUGCUUCGUCAUGGAGUACGCCAACGGCGGAGAGCUGUUUUUCCACCUCUCGAGAGAACGCGUCUUCACCGAGGACCGAGCCCGUUUCUACGGCGCGGAAAUCGUCUCUGCGCUGGAGUAUCUGCACUCCCGGGACGUGGUGUACAGGGACAUCAAGCUGGAAAACCUGAUGCUGGACAAAGAUGGCCACAUCAAAAUCACCGACUUCGGGCUCUGCAAGGAGGGCAUCACGGACGGAGCCACCAUGAAGACUUUCUGCGGCACUCCCGAGUACCUGGCUCCGGAGGUCCUGGAAGACAACGAUUACGGCCGUGCCGUGGACUGGUGGGGCCUGGGGGUCGUCAUGUACGAGAUGAUGUGCGGUCGCCUCCCCUUCUACAACCAGGACCACGAGCGCCUCUUCGAGCUGAUCCUGAUGGAGGAGAUCCGCUUCCCUCGGACCCUCAGCCCCGAGGCCAAGGCCUUGCUGGCCGGGCUGCUCAAGAAGGAUCCCAAACAGAGGCUCGGCGGAGGCCCCAGCGACGCCAAGGAGGUGAUGGAGCAUCGCUUCUUCGCCCCCAUCAACUGGCAGGACGUGGUGCAGAAGAAGCUGGUGCCGCCGUUCAAGCCCCAGGUGACGUCCGAGAUCGACACGCGGUAUUUCGACGACGAGUUCACAGCCCAGUCCAUCACCAUCACCCCGCCGGAUCGCUGUGAGUGCCGGCACCACCGGAAAUGA
Molecule: messenger RNA, 1290 nt
Organism: Mesitornis unicolor (brown roatelo)
Lineage: Eukaryota; Metazoa; Chordata; Aves; Mesitornithiformes; Mesitornithidae
Product: RAC-beta serine/threonine-protein kinase
Exons: 11
Coding region: 88-1290 (400 amino acids)
Biological process (GO): protein phosphorylation
Molecular function (GO): protein serine/threonine kinase activity; ATP binding
Source: RefSeq, a predicted model, not a curated record